Molecule: messenger RNA, 2181 nt
Organism: Gasterosteus aculeatus aculeatus (three-spined stickleback)
Lineage: Eukaryota; Metazoa; Chordata; Actinopteri; Perciformes; Gasterosteidae
Product: ras association domain-containing protein 7-like
Biological process (GO): signal transduction
Source: RefSeq, a predicted model, not a curated record
AGAGAGUGAGAGAGAGAGAGAGAAAGAUCGCUAGCAGUCCCUCAGAUCUCGGCUGUGGCGAGGACACCCAGGAGAAGUGCAUUCCUGAGGCGGCGAGCGAGGAGAACGCAGAGCAGAAGUCGCCGCAUCCUUUAUGUCCCUCCGUGACCAAGUCAGACCGCCUCUGACCUCAGGACUCUGGACUCUCUCACACACACACACACGUGCGCGCCCUCUCGCUGACUCGCACAGCAGCCAACUGGCUCUUCUGCUCUGUCAGAAGUGAAGGAUUUCCCCCCGGAGCACGGAGGAGAAGAGACGGGAUUGAAUAAGAAGGCAGACAGAAGAGAAGGAGAAACACCAACAACCUCUCAGUCGAGUCUUUGACAUGCGGUGUUGAGUCGUGCCGUCGAGCCAAGCUGAUCUGUUUUGAAGACCAUCUUACCCUUCACCUUCCCCCGCCUGGUCACGGAUGGAGCUCAAAGUGUGGGUGGACGGAGUGGUGCGGGUGGUGUGCGGCCUGUCGGAGGACACGUCCUGCCAGGAUGUGGUCAUCGCUCUGGCCCAGGCCAUCGGUCAGACAGGCCGUUACAUUCUGAUCCAGCGUCUUAGGGACACAGAAAGGCAGCUGUUGGCCACGGAGAAGCCUCUGGAGUCUCUGGCUAAAUUGGGCCAACAUGGAGGCGAAGUCCAGUUCUUCCUGCGCCGCACCGGCCCUAGCAGCAGCGACGGACCCUCCUCCAAACAGGACAGGCCGAGCCCCCCUUCACUGCCUAAGCAUCCUGAGCCGGAGCUUUCCAAACGCAGCCAGCGUGCUAAGAAAGCACUCACCUUUAACCUGGGACCAUCCACCUCUCCUAGAACCAAGGCCAAGCUGUUAAAGAGGUCCGCUCGGGACUCUCCGGAGCAAAGGGCCUCCCCCUCCCCUUCUCCGAGUCCCGUUUCCCCUCACGCGCUGUCCCCAUUGCCAUCGGCAUCCAAAGAGGAGGUCAUCAGGAAUGUUUUUCAGCAACAGGACAGGCUGAGGGCCAUGGAGGCCCAGCUGGAAGCCCUCGAGAGGGAGUCACAUACCUGGGAGCGUCCCUACUCAUCUCCGUGUCCUUCGCCAGUUCCCCACGCUCACGUGCAGGAAGAGAUGAACACUUUGGAGCUCGCAGCGCGGAGGAACCAGGCGGAGCUGGCCCACGAGCAGUUCUGGGAGGAGGAGCUUGAGGCCGAGGUGGAGAGGGAGCGAGUUAUGAGGAGGAAGCUGGGGGAGGUCCACGCCAAGCUCGACGACUGCGGGCGGCGGCUCCACUACUUCUUAGUUCGCUCCGCGCAGCUGGAGCAAGAGAUCCGGAGAGAGAGCCAGGAGGAGGGGAGAGCCAACGGGCCCGAGGAAUCUCUGGACGCCAUUAAGGCCGAGCUCCAGAGCCGGGAGAACCAACGGACUGAGCUGGAGGAGCAGCUGUCUGAGACUGACAAGGCUCUUGGGAAAGCAGAGUCUUUGAUGCAGGACAAGCAGGACGAGCUAGAGGAGCUGAAUAAGGAGCUGAGGCAGUGCAACCUGCAGCAGUUUAUACAACAGACAGGUGUGCUGCCGGCGCACGCCCACUCGCGCACAGAGCUCCGGGAGCAGCUGGAGCAGUUGGAGCUGGCCCAUCUCCUGCCCGAUGGGUACAGGAAUGGAGGCCUCGGUGCAGCUCACACGGAAACGCCGCCUCGCCCCACCGCCAAACAGUUCCUGGGCCAUCCACGCAACCUGCAAAACCCUCUAGUGUCCAGUCUCAACCCCGAGGUCGUUACUUCCCGAGAGUCGUCAUGGAGAUAAAACACGGACCGCAGGGCCAAAGGAAAGGUGUUCACUGUUCUGUCACCAUAACCUCUGCUUUAACCCCUUUCUUUGUAACUCAUUAUGUAAUCCACCAUGAUACAUACUGUACAUACAUAAGACAAAUAUAUUUACAGAGUUUUGCUACUGUAAACACGACUGUAAACACUGCAAAGAAUGUAUGAAAUGUAAAAUAAUUUAAAGUCCUUUUACCUAGAGCAAUUACUAUCACUGUAUAUUUAAAUAUAAUAAAAAUGUGCAUUGUGUUUUAGCUAAUAUUUUGUUGAGUGGUUGUUUUUCUUAAUGCCCUGUUGGAUCAUUGUUACAGCUACAGUUGCUAUGAGUGAAGGUACAGUGCAUCUAGAAUACCCUGCAGUAAAUAAUUAACACAC